GAUCUUUGUAGUUUCAUAUACGAAGAGAAUGGUUCAGUACAUAGAACACUAACUAGUAUAUUCGAAAUUCUUCAAUCAUGACAAACGCUCUCUGCUAAUAGAUUAACCAGUCUUUUAAGUGCAGAUAACGAGUACUGGUAACCAUGGGAACAGUUUGUAUAAAACAAAAAAGGUCACUGGAAUUUGACGAAGAAGACUAUGGCUAUGGUCAGUUAGUAAGGAAUUCGCAUUUAAAAGAGUUACCAGCGACGAAUGAUUGUUCUGGUGUCUAUCGCAAGACAGACGAGCAUUAUUCAAAGUCUAAUGAUGUGAGCCAGCCAACUGCCACCAAAAGCACUCUUCAACAGUUUCCUGAACUGGCUGCUCGCUACAAACAUGUUGUCUGCGGAGACUUUAACACCAAUUUGUCCUUGAAGGCAAAGAUUGUAAGAAUAUUUAUAAGUUCUACGUUCACUGAUACUGCAGUGGAGCGCAACGAAUUAAUGGUUAAAGUUUUUCCGGCACUAAAGACAUUUUGUCAGGACAAGGGGUAUGAAUUUCAGGUUGUGGAUAUGCGGUGGGGUGUACGAGAACAGUCAGCGGAUGACCAUACUACRUUAGAUUUAUGUCUAAAAGAAAUUCAAGCUUGUCAGGAAAUAUCUACUGGUCCAAAUUUUGUGACUUUCCUUGGUCAAAAAUAUGGUUUCCGUCCAUUUCCUCCAAAAAUUCCUAAGGCAGAAUUCGAAAUGYUCUUUUCUUCAAUAACAAAUGUAUCAGAUCAAGCACUUCUUCAGAGGUGGUUUCAGUGUGACUACAAUGCAGUUCCUCCAAAGUAUUUACUUCAGCCAAUCAGUUCGUUCAUCCCUGGUUACCUUAGUUCUGAUGUAAAUGAGAGGACCAAAGCUUACUCAGAAUGGCAAGAUGUGUUUAAAAGGUUGCAAACUGUUCUAAGACAGGCUGCGGUGCAAUCUUUACAAGACAAGGAAGAGAUCCACAAGUACUUUAUGUCAGUCACGGAGAGUGAAAUACGUUCUGGUGUCCUAUCAUCGUCCAAUCCUUCUUCUCAAUGCUGUUGGUUUAAUCGAAAAAUCGAAAACCUCCAAGAUCAUGUGAACGAUGAGCAUGCGAAGUACUAUAUUGACGUACAAGAGGAGGGUGUCCUUAAUGAAGAAGCCCAAAAGCUCUUAGAUGGUCUUAAGAAUGAUAUCGUGUUGCAAAAUUUGUCAGAUAACAACAUCAGACAUUAUCAGGUUGAAUGGCGUAGCCAAGGUCUUGAUCCGGAACGUUGCGAAAAUCACAAGGUAUACAUCGAGCGCAUGCGCUAUGAUGUCCGUGUAGUAUUAGAAGAGCUGAUAGAAUCGGCAAUACUCGCCAGAAUGUCCCAUGAACUGAAUGAUUCCGUCUACGAUGAAGCGAGUCAGCACCUUUUGUUUUGCAAGUCCAAGUGUGAAACGUUUUUUGGUCGUGAAGAUGUGUUAAUCCAAUGCAGCAACUACUUGAUAGAAUUACCCAACCCUCAAGAUAGUUAUCUGAAUAAUAACCACGCUAAUGGACACGUGAAAGACACAGAURAUGUUAAAAAUUCAAGCCAUAAAGACCAAAGUGUACAAAUUCACAAAAACCUCACAAAGGAAAUGUCAUCAUCAAUUAACGAGCACAAAAGUARCCGCCCCCUUGUUAUUUUCGGAGAAUCAGGAUGUGGAAAGACGUCAGUGGUUUCCAUGGUAGCAAUGAAGGCACGUGAAUGGUUGGGUGAAAAUCUCAAAGUUAUUAUCCGGUACAUUGGAACAACUCCUGACUCUUCACAGGUUCGUCUUCUUUUGCGGAGCGUUUGUCGCCAGAUAUGUGUUGUAUACGACGAAGAUUCAUCCUUUGUAAGAAAUGAUAUCAAAAACCUGCAAAAAGACUUUGUAAAAUGUCUUCAAAUGGCAACAGUGAAAGAACCACUGUUAAUUGUGCUUGACUCACUUGAUCAAUUUGGACCAGAAKAUAGUGCCCGUCAGUUGUCAUGGCUACCGAUGAUUUUACCGGAUUACGUGAAAUUGGUAGUAUCCACCAUUCCUGGUGAAGAGUAUGAAUGUCUCCCUGUCCUUGAGGCAUUUCUUCCAAAGAAGUGCUUUGUUGAAGUACCAAAACUACCUCAAGACGAUGCAGCAAAAAUUUUAGUCAACUGGCUGAGCAUGGCAAACCGCACACUUUCUAAAGACCAACAAGACAUUAUCAAACAAGCUCUUCAAAGCUGUUCAUUGCCAAUAUUUGUUCGCGUUACAUUUGACGAGGCCAUUAGAUGGAAAUCGUACUCUCCACCUGAUAAAACAAGACUUGAGCAUACAGUCAGAGGUGCCAUUAACGCGUUGUUUUCUCGUAUUGAAAAGCAACAUGGCCAGGUGCUGGUAAGACACGCCCUUGGCUAUGUCACUGCUGCAAAAAGUGGUCUCACUGAAACAGAGCUAGAAGACGUGCUGUCCUGCGAUGAUGACGUUUUAGAUGACGUCUAUCAGUUCUGGACGCCUCCAAUUCGUCGAAUUCCUCCUCUGUUAUGGGUACGGGUGAGAGCUGAUCUUGCUGGUUACCUUGUAGAUAGAGGUGCUGAUGGGGCAAGGGUUACCACGUGGUAUCAUAGACAGUUUAUUGAAGCUGCUCGGGCAAGGUAUCUAAGUGACGAAGUAGAAACCCUCAAGAUUCACAGGGCCCUCAGCGAGUAUUUCUUGGGACAAUGGUCAAACGGGAUACCAAAGCCAUACAAUACUCGAGAAGGUACAGAAAAAGCCGCAGACCGAAUUGUUGCACGACAACCGCUGACCUUUCAAUCAAGUUCAAGUAAAAUGRCGUUCAAUUACCGUAAGCUUAAUGAGCUCCCUUAUCAUUUAACUUGCGCUCGAAUACUCGAGACUUUGAAAAGAGAAGUACUCUGUCAUUUUGAGUUUCUACUGGUAAACCUGUUGUCUUCAACCCUGCGUGACGUAUUGGAUGAUUAUGACUUUGCGUUACAGUCUUGGCCCGAGGACGACGAUAUACGAUUGGUCAAAGAAACGUUGCAGCUUUCUACUUUUGCACUUGCUGAAUACCCUCAUCAAUUAUCCUGCCAGUUACUAGGACGAAUGAAAAGCAACAAUUCCCCCUUUCUUCAGGAUCUUCUUCAGCAAGCAAGGACGUCACCUCAUUCCAACUUAAUCCCAUCGGCUGUUUGUCUAACGUCACCAGGGGGUCCAAUGGUUCAUUCUUUGUCAGGACAAAGCCAGCCUAGUACUGCCCUCAGUGUCAGCGAUGAUGGAAAAUUGGUGGUGAGUGCUUCUAGCGACAAUUCUUGUAGCAUUUGGGAAGUUUCUUCUGGAAGACUGGUGCGAGCUUUAGAGAAUGCAGGUGACAAGAUCCUAUCACUAGUGUUCAGUGCAGACAAAUCUGUUGUUGUAGCUUCAAGCCCAGGAUGCGUGUCUGCAUGGCGUAUAUCCACUGGACAGCGGCUUUUCCUUAUYGAAGGAGGUGAUACUCUAAUGCCUGUGUGUUUUAUCGAUUUCAAUGGUGAAAGCGCCCUGGCUACCAUUAUCGGUACUUCUAUCAAGCUUUACAACCUGAAAACAAGAAAACAGAUUAAAGAAUUUAUUGAUGUCAAACUAGACAGAUCCUUAUCUCAAGACAAUGUAUCAUUGUUUAGCUUGCAGACCUCAUUAUAUUACAUGGUAGGAAAUGGCUCAGAAGGUGCUGGUUCGUCUGUUCGUGUUUUGGAUGUACCUACAGGUGACAUGAAAUGUGUUCUUACAUUCCAUGAAGAUGUUAGUCUGGUGGGUGUUUCUGCAUAYGGGACCUUGCUCAUUUUACAAGGUGUACCUAUAGAUAGCCGAAGUAACAAACCGAAUCAGAAAAGCGGUGUACUUCAGCUUUGGGAUUACUCAUUGAACAAGAGGUUACGUUGCCUUAACGACUCGGAUGAAAACAUGCGUUGCUAUGGGAUGUCAUGUGACAAGAGCAACGUUGUAACACUGAAUGACGUCCAGUUUCUGAGUUCAGCAAACGUAUUUCAAGGCCGCGUAAAAAUCUUCAGUUUGAAUUCUGAAGACAUCAAGGAAUGUAGCUUGAGGUUCCCAAGCAGCAUUCAUUUAAUAAGAUAUGUGAAUUUCAAUUCUUUUAUCAGUUCAUCGAUAGACAAGCUUGUUCGGGUGUGGGACCUCUCUCGCAACCAAGACUCACAUGACACACAAGACGGAGAGCUAGAAAUUGUGGAAAGCAAAGGAAACAAAGUAGUUUUCGUUCAACAAAGUAAGGUAGGYUUUAUCGAUGUCAGAAGUGGGCAUAAAGUACUUUUUACCAAUGGGCAUGCACCCCAACUGGACUUCCUCAACGAAACCAAAGCUGUCAUCACUAAUGGAGAAGAAAUCUUUCUCUUUGACUUAACGGAAAGAAAAAUGAAUGUGAAGUUCCAGGGCAAGACGAGAAGUGACUGCAGCCGUAGCUUUUUCAUAUUGAAUCAGUCAGAAGUGAUAGCAGUUUCAUUGRAUAGCAAGUCUCUCAACAUUUAUGACGUCAGUUCGGGAAAAGAGAUUGCGCAACUCAAAAGAGGCGAAGGAAACCYGAUUACAAGAUUUGCUUCAACUUCGGACGGACGAUUCUGUGUAAUCGCGUUCAGAGAAACAAGCAAGGGCGAACUGGCUUAUGGUUACAGUGUGUGGGAUGUGGAGACAAGAACACAAGUGACGUAUCUUAAGGGCAUACAGCAAGCUUUACCAGAAUUCGCAGAUUUAACAAUUUCAAAUAACGGAAGCUAUGUCCUGGAUAUUGUUUUCGAUACUAUUUCUGGACAUUACCAUGCAGUAGUAUAUGACGUCACAUCCGGAAGACUCCUCCACGAGCCUGAAGACAAUGUGCAUUGCGCUUCUUUUGUGACAAGUGGCAAACAAAUAUUGUUGGGCACAAUUGAUGGGAAUCUACGACUAUACGAUUCUGUCAGUGGUCAGUGUAUUCACAGUAUGCGUGCGCAUAGCGGUGCAAUACAUCGUAUAUUCACCAACGACUACACUGACGUUGUCAUGACGACAGUUGGUGGACUGGACUCCAAAGACCGCUCAUUACGAAUAUGGCGAAUCAAGGACGACAAAGUUGCCAUUCACGCAGUUUUUACUCCAGAUGCUAAAAUAUCAUCCAUGAGUUUUGCCGCUAAAGGACAGGCCAUCACCUUGGAAAUCACUGAUAUCGUACCUUUUUGGUUAAUAAGUGAUGAUAGCGAUAGAAGGCAAAAUCACCAUUCACUGGAAAACUCAUUAACAGUGAAUUUAGCAGACUUUAGCGUGUUAAGCGACUAAUUAGUCCAAAUAUUGUCUUUAAUAAUAAUGAUCUUCUAUAAAAGGUCUUGAUAUCCUUCAUAUAAAGUUUUUGGCGAGCGCAAUACCACAAAAUUAAGAAURUUAACAUCAUCGCAGGUUACAUCUGUCACCCGCGUAUAGCAUAAAAAUAAAUAAAGCCAAGUUUUAAGUAAGCUGAAAAUAGCAUUUGUUAUACGUUGUUAUAGCUGACAAUAAAGCUACAAAGUUGAGACCMGCAA
Molecule: messenger RNA, 5515 nt
Organism: Actinia tenebrosa (Australian red waratah sea anemone)
Lineage: Eukaryota; Metazoa; Cnidaria; Anthozoa; Actiniaria; Actiniidae
Product: NACHT domain- and WD repeat-containing protein 1-like
Source: RefSeq, a predicted model, not a curated record